ACUCCUCCGUCUCUGGUCUCUGGUCUCUGGUCUCUGGGCACUCAGCAGAGAUGUUGUUGCAGUUGCAGAGCCUGCGGGCAUUUUCAGUUGCAGAGCCUGCGGGCAUUUUCAGUUGCCGACCGAACUCACGUGACCCUCCCAUCCUCACGUGUCAUCCGUACGUCGCUCCAUCUCCACCGUCCGUCAAUUUCUUUUCCGAUGACCCGGCCACGUCUCCGAUCACUCCCCACCGUUAGGAGCUGUACCGCCCUCGCAUUCGAUUUCAAAGGUGGAAAGGGAAUGAGUGAGUUUCUUGAUGUCGAGCUCAAAGUCCGCGAUUAUGAACUUGAUCAAUAUGGCGUCGUUAAUAAUGCUGUUUAUGCAAGUUACUGCCAGCAUGGUCGUCAUGAACUUCUGGAAAGGGUUGGCAUCAGCGCUGAUGCAGUUGCCCGCACUGGUGACGCAUUAGCAUUGUCAGAAUUGUCACUCAAAUUCCUUGCGCCACUCCGAAGUGGAGACAAGUUUGUAAUAAAGGUCAGGCUCUCUGGUUCCUCAGCCGCUCGCUUGUACUUUGAUCACUUCAUUUUCAAGCUGCCAAAUCAAGAGCCUAUCUUGGAAGCAAAGGCCACGGCAGUGUGGCUUGACAAAAGCUAUCGCCCUGUCCGUAUUCCACCGGAGGUGAAAUCUAAAUUUGUUCAAUUUCUUCGUCACGAGGAGUCAAACUGAUUUUCCUGCAACAUGGAGUUGGUGGGAAAGACACCAUCAUUACUACAGCUCCAGUUGGAUAUGUAUCUUGUUUCCCGCUUGCACCAGUGACGUGGAGGAGGAAGAAGAGAUUUCAGUCACAAAUUACACCUUAACAAAGUUUUUAUUAAUGUCAACGAUGUAAACAAUUACUUGUAUAGAAUUCAUCAAACUUGUCCGGUCGUAAUCCGUAGGACGCAAACAAGCAACCUCUUAACAAUUUCCAAUUUAAGAGAAAAGUAGGGAAUGCCUGUGAGAUGAGGUAUUUAUAAGAUUCAUGAUUGGCUUAUGAUUUUAAUUGAAAGGUAACUAUGAUUGUUUCGAA
Prunus avium (sweet cherry) is the source of this 1048-nucleotide messenger RNA. Its product is annotated as acyl-acyl carrier protein thioesterase TE3, chloroplastic. Gene Ontology annotation, molecular function: fatty acyl-[ACP] hydrolase activity. Gene Ontology annotation, cellular component: chloroplast. NCBI's taxonomy places the organism in Eukaryota, Viridiplantae, Streptophyta, Magnoliopsida, Rosales, Rosaceae. The record is from RefSeq and is a predicted model, not a curated record.